GUUCGAGCGGAGAUUAGAUUUCGUCAGAAGGGGUGAACUUUUAUCGGUUCCGGCACGAGAGCGACUUCGUCGAAACUUCGCGUCGUCGUGAGUGGGAUCGUUUCGUCAUCGAUCGGACGCCAGGCUAGCACAACCAUAUCAUUUGGAAUACCGGUGAUUCGAGGAACCGAUCCGGCGGACAGUUAUUUUCGAAAGCGACAGUUCCACGCCGGUUGUCAGACGUCCGAUCGUAAAUCAUGCAGGACCGUCGUCGUCCGUUUCCGCGUGGGCGUGUCGCGGACGUAGCUCGUCCGUAAGGAUCGCUCGCUCGGCGAUUUCGUGAUCGAAGAGCGCACGAUGCAGCUGGUUCGGUGGUUCCUCGUCUGCGCGACGAUUUCCCGGAACGGUUGCACGAUGGCACUCGACGACGCGUUCGCGCGUUUCGUCGUCGACUCGAUCGAUCGUCUGUUCCCACCGAUAAGAGUAUCGGCGCAUCUCUGCCGGCUCGAACGAGGUAAGACAACUGGCCGGUCGAAAUCGUGGGAUUGCGCAACACCACAAGCUCUCCGUGCAAACACGCGAGUCUUGCGUAGGCGUUCGAGCUUAAUAACCGCGGAUCAGUCUCUCUCUCUCUCUCUCUCUCUCUUGCUCGCUCGAUCGCUCUCGGAAGAGAGCCGAGGCAAGCGGACGCAAUCGCGAGAACGAGCUACCCUCGCCGGAAACCGAUUCGACGGGACCGUGAACACGACAUUAGAGCUGUUUCUAUUAAUCGAACACGGAAAAAUUGCACGUCAGAGAUACACAAGAGAAUCGUAGACGGCGUGGAUGGCGGCCAUAAAUUCUCUCUCUCUCACUGCCUCGCCGAAGAUAAAAGAAUGCAUUGUCGCCCGAUACGGAAAAACUAUUGCUGUCGAGCGGCGUGAUCGAGUGCUCGAACACUUUGAACAGUGAACAAAGCAGAUGCCACCCGACGGAAAGAUAAAUGUUCUUGUCUCCGGCGCGGAGAUAAAAAAAAGAAAAAGACUCUGUGGAUGUCCGGCGAGAGAUUGUCAACCCUUCGCGACACCUUCGGAAAUCGCUGUUUCGCCUUCGACGAUACUGCGGUUUCCCGCGCGAAGAUAAGUGUCGCAUCGGGAAUAUAUCGACGCACUUAAACGUACAAAGAAAACCGAUUCGCUCGCCGGAUAUCUGCUAAAAGAAUGUCCAAUGAUUCCGCUAAUCAGACAGAAACUCGUGUUGCCUUAAUACAAAGAUACAAUUAGAUUACGUCGCCGGAGAUGACUCGUUCGUUUGCGGCUGAGAUCGCGAGCCUCGCUGAAAAAUUCGCCGGCAAAUCCAGCGUAGUGGAUCGCUAGAUAACAAAUAAUCUUCUUUCCAGCAUUUUUUACAAAGUAUCAAGAGCGAGAGAGAGAGAGAGAGAGAGAGAAUUUUCCUUGCUUUAUUCUCUCAACUAUAAGUCCGAGAAUUUUGCUCAAUAUACGAUCCUUUUGUUUCGUUCGCCACGAAAACGUUGCUCGACGCUCUUUGUAUCCCGGUAUCAGAGGAUGCGCUCAGACUGUCCCGCGAGAUGUCCGGGACAGGUUUGAUCCACGAGAUCCAUCUACGCUCGGAUGAUCGAUUGCGCGAUCCGGAGGAUCAUCAGCUGUUGCGCGUGCUGGAUCUGGACUGUGAUUAUGCGAUCCCGAUGCUGUUAUCGGCGAACGAGACCGAGAUGUUCACGGCUCCGAACAGAUGGCUUCUGCUUCGUGAUCGACGAUCAUCGUCGGACCGGUCGGAUCUCGAGUCGAUCGCGGAGAUCUUUCGGGACAUGAGAAUUCUGCCGGACAGCGAGGUGUUCGCGGCGGUAUCACGGCAGAAUUUCACCGAGAUCCGAUCGAUCUACAGACGAAGUCUUUCCGGCGAGGUGGUGCUGGAGGAUCGAGGGAACUGGACGACCGAUCGAGGACUGAGCGCGGGACAAACGAUCCCGACGUCGCGACGCCGACGGAAUCUUCGCGGGACUCUGCUGAAAUCCUGCAUCGUGUUGACCGAUCCCGAUACGAUCAACCACUUAACCGAUUACGGAAAUAAGCAUAUAGAUGCAGUGACGAAGGCCAAUUAUGCCUGGGUGCUGAUCAUGGUGGCGAGAAUGAACGCGACUAUAAAUAUCUGCACUACGAACUCGUGGGGGUAUGGGAACGAAAACGGCUCGUGGAGUGGGAUAACGGGGAUGCUGCAGCGUCGCGAGAUCGACAUAGGUGGCACAGGCAUGUUCAUCGUGAAGGAGCGACUGGAUGUAGUGGAGUACGUCCAGCUGUACACGCAAAUGCGAUGGGCCUUCAUAUUCCGCAAACCUCUGCUGUCUUCGGUGAGCAACAUUUUCACGUUGCCGUUCCACCGGUCCGUCUGGCACGCGAUAGGCGUGUUCCUGCUGGUGGUCCUGGUCAUGCUGGUUUUGUCAACCAAGUGGGAGUACUAUAGGGGCACGUCCGAGUACUGGGAGUCGUUGAACCCGUCGGAGCAGACGUUCAGCGACAACCUGAUGGUCUUGAUGGGCGCCGUGGCCCAACAAGGCUAUUACUACGAGCCGUACAGGGUUCCGCCCCGCAUCGUCACGCUCAUGCUACUGAUCGCCGCCAUGAGCCUGUACGCCUCCUACACGGCUAACAUCGUGACCCUGCUUCAGUCGUCCACCGACAUGAUCAAGACCUCGAACGACUUGCUGACCUGUCCGCUGAAGUUGGGAGCGCAAGAUAUCGUCUACGCUCGUCACUACUUCUCGAAAUUUCGGGACCCGAUCAAAAGGGCGAUCGUGGAGCAAAAGAUCGAGCCGAAAGGCGGCAAACACACCUGGAUGAAUCUGUCCGAAGGUAUACAUCGUAUGAGGACCGAGCUGUUUGCGAUGCACGCCGAUCUGGGCGCUGCCUACCACCUUAUACAGAACACGUUCCUGGAGGAUGAGAAGUGCGGCAUCAAGGAGAUCGACUUUCUGAAUCACAAGGACCCGCUGCUGGUGAUUCAGAAAGGAUCGCCGUACAGGGAGCUGAUUAGGAACGCAGCUCUCCGGCUGCACGAGACCGGGUUAAAACAUAGGGAGGAGCAUCUGCUGUUCUCGAGCAGGCCCAAGUGUCAGGGACAGAUUAAUUUCAUCAGCAUCGGGAUCACCGAGUGCUACUUCGCGUUGGUCUCGAUGGGCUAUGGGGCACUUUUGAGUCUGUUCGUAUUCAUACUGGAAUUGCUGUGGCACAACUGGAGACACCGGCCGACCAAGGAGAUCGGUUGGCCUCUAGGAGAACCGGUGUUCGAUAGCGCUGUCGAACAACAUCCGGAUACAGAAAAAGGACUCGAGCUCCUGGGAACAGAUCAGAUGUCGUUGUUCAAGACGAAAGAAUGGUGGCGGACCACGUGCGGAGCGAACGAGACUUUCGAUGGACGAUGUCUGCUGGUGACACAGUUGUUCGGCGAAGAAAAGAAGGACGUACUUGUGGUGGGUAGCCACGACGGUUACCUGAGGAUCUACAGCCCUUCUUCACAGUGGAUCGAAGAAACAAAGGUUCCGACCAACUACAAAUCCACUGACUUGAUGAUCGAGAUGAGGAUCGGCGACUGCAUCGUGGACAUUCGAACCGGGAAGUUCGUCUCGGGCUCGCAGGAUCUUCGGCUGGCGAUAUUGACUUCCACGAAGUUGGUGGUCUACAACACGACUUUGGCGGACGGUUCCGCGGAAUACGGGGAUCGCUGCGACUUGAAAGUUGCAUACGAGCAUCCGUUGCCGCGGCACCCGGUGUCCCUGACCACGGGACCCUUCGGCGGCGUCCGCGGCAGGGACUUCCUCUGCGCGCAGUGCCUCGACGGCACGCUCCUCUUCUACGAACAGGAGAUAUUUGCGUUCAAACAGGUCCUCAAGAACCGACUGCUACCCGAGCCCAUCGUCUACGUAGCGCGGAACGACUUGUUCGUCACCACGAGCACAUCCUGGUACCUCGAGUGUUACAGGCACGUUCUCUUCUCUCUUAUGUACCAAAGCAUGGCGGAAUGGGUGCGAAGGGACACAAGACGUGGCACGGACCGAUUGGAGCCCGACUGGACUUACAACAUCGGGGAAGCGAUCUUGGACAUCCAGGCAGUUACGCUGACCAGCUUCGAGACGGGGAUCGUGGUCCUCGGCGAGCGACACCUCUACUGCUUGAAGGACAAUUGCGCCUCGGUCAAGUACGCCAAGAGACUCGAGUUCAAGCCGCUUUGCUGUCGAGCUUACGUUAUCGAGCCGGACGGAAAUCUGAUGGUGAUCGUGGUGGCUGACACGAGCACGCUGAUGAUCUACGAGGGCACCAAGCUCAAGUGGUCGGCGCAGCUGCCCUUUGCUCCGGUGACUAUCGCCAGGGCCCACCUCCAGCACCUACAAGGUGCGAUCGUCGCGUUGUCGGACGACGGCCGAUUGGAGGCCUGCUAUCUGGGCGCGGAACCCGGCCUGUUCGUCGCGCCACCCCUGCACUCGCGAGGGUACGACUACACGGCGGCGGAAAGUCAGCUCGCGGAGCUCAGAGCGCUUCUGCAAAAGUCGAAGUCCUCCGGUGAGUCGUGCAACGAUCUCCAUGCAGAGUAUGCGGAGCUAAUCGUCGCAGUGAACGUCUCGCCGGAUCUGGAGGUUCUGGGCCGACCCAUCGGCAGCGACGACGACAGCCACGACAAAGAGGAUCGACCGAUCGCCAGCAAGGUGGUCAUAGAGCUGUCCUCGUACGCGAGCCUUCUCGACGUUCAAAUCUGCGUGGACGUUUGCAAACCGCUGGUGGCGACGCAGGAUUUCCAAGUCGUCCCGAACCUGCGUGGCCGGUACAGUCUGGAGACGACGGUCUACGUGAAUGGGGAUCUGCCGCCGGUAUCUUGCGAGAUCAACGUGAUCGUCACUUAUCGGACGGACUCUGAAGAUGGACGGCUCCGAACGGUCAGAAAGACCGGUCAGUUGCCGCUGAAGAUGAUGCUGAAGUGCUGCCCACCCGAGAGCGCGUCCACCUUCACGACUGUGAUUAAACGCAACGACCCGCUCGUCGGUCUGAACCAUCUGUUCCCCGAGUUGACGACCAACAGAACGCAGGGGCAGAGGCAGAACUGGAACGCUUUGGGGCUGCGGCACUCGAACAACGGCAACGUGGUCACGAUCGUUUCCGGCAACGCUAGCAAUCGGUAUCGUGUGCAGUCGAGCGACGGAUUAUCGACGACCUUGGUGGUCCAACAGCUGAUCAACAGGCUGGAAGAGAAAACGCUGGGGGGUCUGUCGGCGACCAUCGGCCAGAAUCAUCUUCGGUUGAUCCAAUCCCGAAUAGAGGCUCACUUUCUGGCUCGCAGAAAAAUCGAGGAGAUAACGAACGAAAUCGGACUACUCACCGUCCAGCUGCGAAACAUCGAGAAGAAGGUCCUCCGCAACGUGCGCGAAAGGAACACCUCGUCCCUCGCCGACACCGGGCUGCCGUUCCUCCUCGAAGCGACCUGCGGCUCCAUUUUCACACGCCUCGAGGAUCUCGUCGCUGCCAGAGCGGAGCGAGACCAAACCGGCCACGAGCUCUACUGUAGCUGCAGGUUGCUGCUGUUGCUAUUGCGGCUGAACACGAGCCAAGAGAAGUUCGCGGCGAUCGAGGCCGCGAUCGGUUUCGACGCCUGUCCCUGUGACCGAUUCGACUGGGAAGAGAUCGCCGACGCGACGCUGACCACCGUUCUCAGGUCUGUUUCCAAGAAGACCGCCGUCUCCGAGUCGAAACCAUCGACAUGGAACGCGAUAACGCCCAUCGUCUCCACCAAGGAGUUGGCCAGACUCAAGAAACGCUUGGCACACGCGAUCGAGCGCGUGGACGACACGAACGGAUCCGACAUCGUGGAGGUCGAGCCCGGUGACCAAAACGACCCUUCUCUGGGCUAAGCAACGGGGUCACGCAGGACCCCAAGAACUCCUCUGUGCACCGACUUCCGCCGCUGUAUCGCUAAAUCCUCGGAAAUAGAAGUUUCUUCAACUUC
Molecule: messenger RNA, 5967 nt
Organism: Megalopta genalis
Lineage: Eukaryota; Metazoa; Arthropoda; Insecta; Hymenoptera; Halictidae
Source: RefSeq, a predicted model, not a curated record